AUGGCACCCACCCAACCCUCCAAUCCACAACCACAACCACCCUUCAUGCUCAUCCACGACCGCGGCCCCAUCUUCACAUCCCGAGCCCGCUACCGCGCCCUCUCAAUGUGUCCAACCUGGGAGAACACCGACGGCACAGCGCGCGCCCUCCUAUCCGUAAACCGACUCAUCCACACCGAAGCCGAAUCCCACCUCUACAGAACUCACACCCUUUUCUUCCGCAACUCCUUCGACCCAGACCUCAUCCCAGCCUUCCUCAACACCCUAAGCCCCACAGCACUCGCCAGCAUCCGCAGCAUCGGCUUCGAAGUCUUCUUCUUCGUGCACAAUGAUGCGGGCGUUCCAAAGCGCCCGCUAAGGCAGUACGAGCAUGCGAGGGAGUUUCUUGCUACCAAGCUGCCUAACUGGAAGAGUGUUCUCUGCUAUCUGGACCCAAGGUUCUAUUACCCGGCUGCGGGCGUCGGGGGCCGCGAACUUGCGGCGAGGGGCGUGCUGGAUCUGGCGAGGCGGUUCGGGGAUCGUGAGUACGGGGUUAAGCUGGAUGUUAGCUUUUAUCCUUGUCCGUUGCCGGAUGGUCAGCGUGCUGUUGGUGUGGGGGUAGGGGAAGAAGCUUGGAGUGGUUCGCUUGGGCGGACCGGGCCGGUGCUGAAGGUGAAGGGUGGAGUGAAGAUGGGCGUGCGUGGCGAGGAGUUGUCGUCAUUGUCGGGACAUGGCAAGAUGAGAGGGGGGGAUGCGGGGAAUUAUCCGAUUGCGUUGGUAGGGUAA
Messenger RNA from Penicillium verhagenii, 765 nucleotides. RefSeq lists its product as uncharacterized. Lineage: Eukaryota; Fungi; Ascomycota; Eurotiomycetes; Eurotiales; Aspergillaceae. The transcript is spliced from 2 exons. Bases 1 to 765 code for a protein of 254 amino acids. The record is from RefSeq and is a predicted model, not a curated record.